AGGUUUAUAUCCUCGGGCAUCAGCUGACGCUCCGCAUUGCAGACUGCGGGGUCGAGUGUUGCCAUGUACGCUCUCGUCUUCCUGGCCGGCCUCCUGGGCACGGGUCUAGCCAGCCCGGUCCUGGGCCUGAAAGAAUGCACGAGAGGCUCAGCGGUGUGGUGCCAGAACUUGAAAACGGCCUCUGACUGCGGCGCCGUGAAGCACUGUCUGCAGACCGUGUGGAGCAAGCCCACCGUGAAAUCCCUUCCCUGCCGCUUGUGCAAAGAUGUGAUCUCUGCGGCUGGCGAGAUGUUGAAGGACAACACUACCGAGGAGGAGAUCCUCGGCUACCUGGAGAAGACCUGCGACUGGCUUUCGAACCCCAACCUAUCUGCCUCGUGCAAGGAGAUUGUGGACUCCUAUCUGCCCGUAAUCCUGGAUCUCAUUAAAGGAGAAAUGAGCCGGCCUGGGGAGGUGUGCUCCGCUCUCAACCUCUGCCAGUCCCUGCAGAAGCACCUGGCUGAGCUGAACCACCGCCGACAGCUUGAGUCCAAUAAGAUUCCAGGGUUUGACAUGACGGAGGUGGUGGCUCCCUUCAUGGCCAAUAUCCCCCUGCUGCUCUACCCUCAGGACGGCCCCCGCAGCAAGCCGCAGCCAAAGGAUGACGGGGACGUCUGCCAGGACUGUGUCCAGAUGGUGACCGACAUCCAGAAUGCUGUGCGCACCAACUCCACCUUCGUCGAGGCCUUGGUGGAGCACGCCAAGGAGCAGUGUGACCGCCUGGGGCCCGGCAUUGCCGACAUGUGCAAGAACUACAUCAGUCAGUACUCGCAGAUUGCCGUCCAGAUGAUGAUGCACAUGCAGGAUCAGCAACCCAAGGAGAUCUGUGGGCUGGUUGGCUUCUGCGACGAGGUGAAGGAGCUGCCACUGCAGGCCCUGGUGCCCGCCAAGGCCGCUGAGAACAUCAUCCCCGCCCUGGAGCUGGUGGAGCCCGUCAAGGAGGCACCGGUCCAGGUGCGCUCUGACCUCUUGUGCAAGGCCUGUGAGCUCGUGGUGCAGAAGGUGAUGGACCUGAUUGACAACAACAAGACCGAGGAGGAGAUCAUCCACGGUCUGGACAAGGUGUGCUCGGAGCUGCCCACCUCCCUCGCACAGGAGUGCCAGGAGGUGGUGGACACGUACGGCAGUGCCAUCCUGUCCAUGCUGCGGGAAGAGGUGAGCCCCGAGGUCGUGUGCAGCCUCCUCCGCAUCUGCUCCAGCAGCAGCACGCCACCCAGACUGCCCGUCAUGCCUGCGCGCACGGGCCCAGUGAAGGACGGCUUCUGUGAGGUGUGCAAGAAGCUGGUCGGCUACCUGGAGCACAACCUCGAAAAGAACAGCACCAAGCAGGAGAUCCUGACAGCCCUGGAGAAAGGCUGCAGCUUCCUGCCUGAGCCCUACCAGAAGCAGUGUGACCAGUUUGUGGCUGAGUACGAACCCGUGCUGAUAGAGAUCUUGGUGGAGGUGAUGGACCCUGGCUUCGUGUGCCUGAAAAUUGGAGCCUGCCCUUCAGGCCGGAAGCCUGUCUUGGGAACUGAGAAGUGUGUCUGGGGCCCCAGCUACUGGUGCCAGAACUCGGAGACAGCUGCCCAGUGCAACGCUGUGGAGCACUGCAAACGUCAUGUGUGGAACUAGGCCACGUACCUGGUCCCUCUGGCAGAGAGAAGCUGUGGUAACACAUCCUAGUUGACUUUGUUAUAAAAUAGGACCCCCCUCCCCCUCCGCUCCUCCAGUCUCCCUCCUGUUGUAACGUAGCUUCCGCAUGGGGGUUGUGCGCGCCCCAGAGGUUGGACCUGCCUUCCGUGUGGACUUACUAGAGGAGGAGAAGGUCACGCCAGAGCCCCUUGACAGGAUCAGAGCUGUCCCUGGGCUGGGGCCUUGCCGAACCUGGGUGGGAGGGAGUGGGAAGGAAUAACCGUCUCCUUCCUGCUAGCAGACAGCGCCACAAAGGCAGGGUCCUGAGGGUGAAGGCGCUGCUGUGGCCAGCCCGGCUGCUCUGGGCGCACGAGUUACCCUGAUUUUAGCUUUCCUGUCAUGGGCGGGGGAAUCGCCUGACUACGCUGCUAGCUCUGUGGCCAGCCUUGCCCAUGCCCCCAGGUGCCCACUGCAUCCCCGCCUCUGUACCUCCCCCCCUGCCCGCCCAUGGAUGUUGAUUUAUGUUUCCCCCAGUCAGUGUAGAGGACGAGCUCCUGACCUGCUGGCCGCUUGGAGCGGGGCAAGCUGCGGGGCCUCCUGGCUUCUGCUGCUCCUCAGGCUGCCAGUGAGCCGGGCAGGCGCUGAGAUGAACCUAAAUGAGUGGUCUGUUUUGCACUAAAAUUUGUGUGAUUUAAUAAAGUUCUGUUAACCAGA
This is a messenger RNA of Ochotona curzoniae (black-lipped pika), 2367 nucleotides long. RefSeq names its product prosaposin (gene PSAP). The coding region runs from base 64 to 1653 and encodes 529 amino acids. NCBI's taxonomy places the organism in Eukaryota, Metazoa, Chordata, Mammalia, Lagomorpha, Ochotonidae. The transcript is spliced from 15 exons. The record is from RefSeq and is a predicted model, not a curated record. Gene Ontology annotation, cellular component: lysosome. Gene Ontology annotation, biological process: sphingolipid metabolic process.